GUGAGAAUGCGGCGAGAUGCGGGACCCUAUUUCGCAGCACCAAAAGCACCAGAAGUAGUCCCAAAGUCACACAGAGGAGCUGACCGGCAAGCCAUGUCCAUCCGAGUAGGCACCAGCAAGCCACCCAAAGAAUCCAAAAACGCGACUAUGCAGCGGAUUGUCGGGGAGAUUGCCUUCCAAUUGGACCGCAGGAUCCUCUCUGUCAUCUUUCCUGACCGGGUCCGUCUCUACGGUUUCAACGUCAGGGAUAUUCCUGAUAAACUUGCCCAGAGUGCAAGCGACAGCCAGUCUGGGCUGACCAAUGAGCAACGUGCAAGCUACCUGGAGCGAUACAAAAACCUCUCGGCCCGGCUGAAGCCCCUGGGCUAUGACCCAAACAUCCACCCCAGUUUCAUAGAACACAUCGUGAACACUUACGGGAUCCUUCGGGAGCGGCCAGACUCGACUGGCUUUGAGGCAGAUGCCUACAACAGUGUGGAGUACCUGCGCAGCGUCGUCCAGCAGAUGGUUCCGGAGGAGAACCGAGCUGACUGCAUGAUGCUCCUGAACUGCCUCCAUCUGCUGUCACAGGACGACGGGAAGCCCAUGUUCAUCUGGUGACCCCACAACCACCCUGCACGAGUGUCCCACUGCAAGGGCAAUAAACCACCCGAAAUUGCCUGGCCAGAGCGCCUCAUGCUCCGUACUUCCUGGGUCCCCCCGGAGUCCCUUUGUUUGGAGGGGGGCCGAUAGGAGGGAGCCCCGUUGUGGCCUUCGAUAAGGUGGAACAGGGUGGAAUGGGGCUCCAGCCAGACCCAACCACAGCGUUCCGUGGUCACCCAGAACACAAACCAA
Sphaerodactylus townsendi is the source of this 834-nucleotide messenger RNA. Its product is annotated as speriolin-like. Lineage: Eukaryota; Metazoa; Chordata; Lepidosauria; Squamata; Sphaerodactylidae. The transcript is spliced from 3 exons. The record is from RefSeq and is a predicted model, not a curated record. Bases 7 to 600 code for a protein of 197 amino acids.